Messenger RNA from Venturia canescens, 1317 nucleotides. RefSeq lists its product as uncharacterized. Gene Ontology annotation, cellular component: Fanconi anaemia nuclear complex. Lineage: Eukaryota; Metazoa; Arthropoda; Insecta; Hymenoptera; Ichneumonidae. Gene Ontology annotation, biological process: interstrand cross-link repair. The coding region runs from base 135 to 1172 and encodes 345 amino acids. The record is from RefSeq and is a predicted model, not a curated record. The transcript is spliced from 4 exons.
AUCUGUAAUAUCGAUUGUUGGUAAUAAUAAAUUUGUACAUGCUGCAUAUUAAACGCACACUCACCCAGUGGCGCUGCUUGCAGCCGCGCUGUUUUACGAAAAAAAACAACGUAAACAAUGUGUUCUGAUUCCCGAUGAACGACAAAGAUUAUUUUGGCAGUUACGAACUGUCACAAACGACGUUAAACAGUUUGAAGGAAAUCGAUAACCUCUUGGAUAAUGACAAUUUGGCAAACGUCGCCUGGAGUGUCAUAAACCCAAAACGAGAAACGAAGAGGGACCUCGAUGAUGGGGUUGAGCAAAAAGUUGAAAGGAAAAUUGAUGACGAUGCGGAUACUGUACCUGUCGAGAGCUCGUCGACUCAAUUUUUCUUCAGUCAAAAAGAUCGAAGCUUGCUGCCCCUGAAAUUAAACAAAGAAGAAAUUGUUCCACAAUGGCAAGACGUCGCCGAAUCGUUAUUCGAAUGUGUAGAAAAUAUAAGUGACAGGUUGCCGGUUGUAUACUUGAAAAGUUUGACAGAUGACCAAGCCGAAUCUGCUAUCAAAUAUUUGAGCGAGAAAUUGAGCCUCAAGGGCACUUAUAAUCUUUGUCACUCCAUCUGCUCUCUCGAAGAUGAACACAGUAUAAGAUUCGUGAGAAUAACUUGCAACAACCUUUUGCUACCAAAAAUAAUUGAUUUAGAAGAGCCAUCACGCUUAAUGAGCAAUGUGAUACAUGAACUAGUUGAAAAAUUUCCAGAAGAUGUGCGAGAGUUUAUAUUUAUGCCAAUGCUCAAUAUUCAAAUUCGAGACACAUCGGUUUUUUCUGUGAUCGUCGAUCGUUAUCCUUCAUCACAAAAAAAUGACUUAAUCCUGAGUUUUCUCACGAUCGUUCAAGAACUCAAGGAUUGGCAUGUUAGCAUCUUAUCUCAGUUAAUAACAACAACAUUAUCUGACCAUGUUGCUAAAGAUAAACUGCUCAGCUUAAUGUCGGAGAAAGCUACGACUUAUUCGCGAGAUAAAAAAUUUGGAAAAUUUGUUCUUUCCUACAUUAAACUCAAUAACCCUUUCACUGAUCGCCAGAAGUCAAUGUUGACUGAAAUUGUUGCAGUUAAUGAAACAAUAUUUAAAAAAGUGACUGAGAGUUUGCUAACAAAUAUGUAUCUCUAUGGAGAUUUUUGGCACAUUGCCUAAUGUUUUAAGAUAUUUACGUUUUUAAGUUUGUUAAAUAUAAUGUACAAUAUUUGAAAAAAUUGUUUUUUUCAACCUAAUUUUCACAAAGACCUUUUUUGCAACAAAAAUUACUGAUCAACUAUUUUUUUCAUUCUUAUUGAGGUUG